AUGAAAAUUUUCUGUGUUUUAAACCUGGUGUUUUCGCUGAUGGCAGUAAUUGGAAAUUUCCUGCUUAUCCGUGCCCUGUGGAAAGCGUCAUCGAUAACCGCCAACAUCAAAAAGCUCUUCUUGAGCCUCGCCUUUUCAGAUCUGGCUGUGGGUUUGUUUUCACAACUUUGCUUUGCUGUUUUAAUCGCGAUAAUGUUAAACUCGACAUCGACGGGGGAGAUUCCAUUCUGUCCAACAGUCUUAAAUGCAAGUUAUUUCUUAAUAUUUUGCUUCCUUUCUGCGUCUUUUCUGAAUAUCACCGCCAUUGCAAUCGAUAGACUUUUGGCCAUUUGGCUUCACCUCCGAUAUCGCGAACUCGUGACUCCCAAGCGUGUUGUUGUAGCGCUGGUAUCUAUAUGGUCAACAAGCGGGCUGGGUGCCGUCAUCUUACUUCUUCUCCCUCAGUUCGUCGUACAGUAUUUGCAGUCGCUAACUUUGCUGGAUUCCUAUUAAUGACUGUUGCGUAUGGUCAUCUCUACAAAGCAGUUAGAUAUCACCAGAAUCAAAUUCAAACUCAGCUUCAGCUUCAGAAUUCCCAUGCAGCGGAGCUUCUUCGCGAAAAGAAAGCCUGCUAUAACGCUUUAUUUGUAUAUGCUGUUUUCCUCGCGUGUUUCCUUCCUGUUCUCACAUCCACUACUUUGUUAACAUUCCAGAAUUUGCGAGGGGUUUCUUUUUUGUUAUAUGAUCACGUCGCCGUAUUCUUGGCUCUACUGAAUUCGUCAUUAGACCCUUUGGUUUAUUACUGGCGAUGUCGAGAAAUUCGUGAAAAUGUGAAAAACGCAGUGAAGAAAGUC
This is a messenger RNA of Porites evermanni, 833 nucleotides long. NCBI's taxonomy places the organism in Eukaryota, Metazoa, Cnidaria, Anthozoa, Scleractinia, Poritidae. The record is from the annotation of a GenBank genome assembly.